Messenger RNA from Pieris rapae (cabbage white), 2317 nucleotides. RefSeq names its product centromere/kinetochore protein zw10. Gene Ontology annotation, biological process: mitotic spindle assembly checkpoint signaling; endoplasmic reticulum to Golgi vesicle-mediated transport. Lineage: Eukaryota; Metazoa; Arthropoda; Insecta; Lepidoptera; Pieridae. Bases 135 to 2291 code for a protein of 718 amino acids. The transcript has 4 exons. Gene Ontology annotation, cellular component: RZZ complex. The record is from RefSeq and is a predicted model, not a curated record.
CAAGUCUAUUUUCGUGGAACAUUUAAAAAUUCAAAUUGUACUGGAAAAACUUGCACUCAUCGCAAGAAAAAAGUAUUUUAAUUCACUAUUUUAAUAUAACUUUAAACUAAUCAAAUUUAAAAGUAAGGUAAGUAAUGAAUACUACUUGUGAAGAUUUAAAAAAACAACGUGAUGUGUUACUUUCUAAACUUAGCGAUCUCAGUGAAAGAAUACAGAUGUUGUCAUUUAGUUUACAACAGAAUUUUAUUGAUUUAUAUUUGAAUUUCAAUCCGAUUAAGAAACUGGAACAGUUAAACUAUACAAAUCGUAAAGCUAUGAUUUAUAUAGAGUAUGAAAAAUUACAACAAGAGAUAGCUUUUCUUGAUGAAAAUCUUGACAGUAAAGCUAAAACAGAAGAAUAUCUAAACUCUUGUGAAAACUUAAGUCAUUCUAUUGCAUAUUUAAGGAAUCUUUGUAUCCUCGUAGAAGCUAAGCCAUUACUUGAUAAGGCAAAUCAUGAUAUGGAAAGAUACAAUUACUGUGAAGCUAUAUUAAGUAUAAAGAGCUUACUGAGUAAGCUUCUGGUUCUUAAGUUUGAGGGAAACAUGGAUAAAGCACUAAGAAAUUUAAUUGAACAGAGUCAAAAUCAAAUAUCCAUAUACACAGCUCACUUGAGUGUUGAAUGGGAAGGGAUAUUUUCAUGGACAGAGAGAAAUGGUGUACACCAUUUAACAUAUGCCUUGUCAGUACAGCAAAGUGACUCUUAUUUGAUGCAAAAGAUUUUAAAAUCACUCUAUGCAACAAAAAGGUUAAAUGCAGAGCUAGCUCUAUUUUCAGAUUUCUUUUUAAAUAAAUUGCUUCAUAAUAUUAUAAGGCACAAUUGUGAAAUUAUACUGACAGAAAAUCAUGUUAAUGUUCUAGAUUUUAAUAUAAAAAUUGAUUUAAAUGACCACAAGCAACCAAAUGUACAAACUAUUUUCUAUAAUUUGACUGCAGUGUUUGAAUUCCUGCAAUCAACCCUUGGGUCGCAAAUGCAAGCUGAUUUAACAUUCAUUGAAGUCUUUGCCAAAAUAAUCAGACACAGUUUUUUUACCAAAAUAAUUGAUGAUUGCAUAAGGAAUAACUUGCCAUCCUGUGAUAGUAGUUAUGAACACUAUAAAAACAUUGUUGUUGAGUUGGAAUUGUUUAAUAAGUUUUUGGUAGAUAUAAAAUUUAUUGAAGCUAGCAUAUCACCCUUAAACAAAUUUAUCAAUGACACAAAGGGCGUUCUUUAUAAUAAAAAGUGUGAUAAAUUACUUCAUGAUGUUCGUAAACUUUUAAAUGAGAGUAUAUCUUAUGGAACAAUCUCUGUUGGAACAGCAGCAGAAGUGGAUAGUGAUUCAAUACUUGAUGUAACACAGAAAGAUUUUGUUUAUGAUUUGAAGAGUCCCUUAUUUCUACCAAAGUGUGUGAUAUCACAAAAUGUUAAGAGGAUUAUGUGUAUGAUAAUUGAACAUUUAGAAGAAAGUGUAAAACUACCAGAGCAAUAUAGCAAUCAACUAGUUGUAUACAUCAAGGAUAUAGCAGUUAUGUAUCAAAGCCUAGUGCCUAAAAAAUUUAGGGUGAAUUUAGAAUGCUGCCCAUUGGAUAUAGCGCUAUUCUUCAACAACUGCUUCUACUUAGCUCAUAGCUUAUUGGGCCCACCGUGGAGAAAUACUUUACCCGAACCAAUGGCUGAUGCUCUUAAUAUAACACUGUUGGAAUGUAUUCAAGAUCUGAGACUUAUUGGUCUAGAGAAGAUCUCACUUUAUUUGCAAAACCAUAGAAAUAUUAUUGUAGAAAAGGUUGAAACAAAUGACCUCCCAUGGACGUUAGAUUCCUAUGAUACCUUUAACUAUGCCAUCAAUUAUUCAAUUACUUUAAUGAGGCAGCUGCAAUCAUAUUGGUAUAAUGUCCUACCCUCGAAAAUGUACGAGCUGUCUCUUUGCACAUUAGUGCAGGCUCUUUGUCAAACAAUGUUAAAUAGAAUUUUUCUUGAUAUCCAACCAAUUGAUGAAGAACUGGUUUAUAUGCUUGUGAUAAGGUUUGAUGAUACAAUAAGAGAAGUGAGGACUCUAUUUGAGGAACCAAAAUUUGAGGGGAAAGUAGAAGUGUGGAAGAAGUUCUGCAAAAUGCCGCAGUUACUCAGGGGUCAACUUUUAGAAAUAGCAGAACUCUGGACCACUGAUAAGCAUCUAUCUGAAACGUAUAGUUGUGAGGAGAUUCGUCAUAUUAUAAAAAUACGUUUUCCCGAUGAUAAAUACAGACUUAAGAUUUUAAAAGAAAUUCAGUAAUUUUUAACACUGCCAAUAAAUGUUAU